AUGGCAUCCAACAAGGCAAAUAAGAAGAGACAUAGUACCGAAACAGAUAUGGAUCCAUUUCUUCAAAACCCCUCUGUGUACAGACGCCUAGUAGGUAGGUUGUCUUACCUUACCAUGACUCGGCCUGACAUAUGUUUUGUGGUGCAGACUCUCAGCCAAUUCAUGAGUGCUCCACGGAAAUCUCACAUGGAGGCAGCCACAUGUGUGGUGAGAUACUUAAAGGGCAGUCCUGGAAUGGGCAUCUUCCUUGCUGCAACCAACAGAACAAACUUAGAAUGCUAUGUAGAUUCUGAUUGGGCAGCUUGCCAUGACACAAGGAGAUCAGUGACUGGUUUUGUACUCAAAUUUGGUGGUUCUCCAAUCUGUUGGAAAUCUAAGAAGCAGCAAACAGUAUCUAAGUCUUCCGCUGAAGCAAGUACAGAGCUUUAG
This is a messenger RNA of Neltuma alba, 429 nucleotides long. RefSeq lists its product as uncharacterized. The coding region runs from base 1 to 429 and encodes 142 amino acids. NCBI's taxonomy places the organism in Eukaryota, Viridiplantae, Streptophyta, Magnoliopsida, Fabales, Fabaceae. The record is from RefSeq and is a predicted model, not a curated record. The transcript has a single exon.